CUUUAAGAUAAAACAAAAUUGAAUCAUUUUAUCUCAAAUUUUUGCGGGAUGUUGAACGUCAAAGUUGAAACUUUGUCUCAAAUAUUGAAUAAUGUAGACCUUGCAAUACAGAAUAUCCGCCAAGAAGAGCGAAAAUACUAAACUAAAUAGUACAACUAUAAAACUGAAACAAUUAUUACGUCACCAUUAUAAUUCAAUGUAAUUAAUUUAUUACAUGCAAGCUAUUCGAAUUUGCUUAUCAAAACGAUCUAGACACACAGGACCACCCAUUUACUACUCUAUUCUCCACCGUGUAUUAUAAGAUUAUGCAAACUCCAUUGACAUUUUUACAAAUCCUAAAUAAUAAAUAGGCACACCGCGGUCUAUAUUUGUAGUAACAAAAAGCGCCUUGAUCCUUUGAUUCUUUGAGUUCAGUGUUGUCUACUUAUUUUUCACUUAAGUUUGGCUGCAGGGUAAAAUUCCAUCAAGAAUUCUCGAUUUAUUUCUGUAAAACUAAUGAAAUAAUACUGACGUGGAUAAAAAUCUUGAUUGAAAAGGUUACGUUUGUGAAGCUUUUACCCAUAGAUCAUGACUAUGCAAGCAACAAUAUUUCAAAAAUACACUGAUGGCUCUUAAUAAAAAACCCAAAACAGGACUAACCACUAUUCUCAGAUAAUAAACAAAGUGAUUUAAGAUUAUCAACAGUUCGCUAAGAGUCAAGGUGACAAGAUGCAUCGUCUGUGUUAUUUCUUAUUGUUUUUGAACAUUUUAAACAUAAUUAACUCUUGUGAGUACGUGCAAAAUAUCGCAGUGAAAUACAAGCGCCAUUUCAGUGCUAGUUUUGGUAAGAUAUCAAUUAACAAUCAGUGCAUUAGUGAGUUAACGUUACACGUACCCGAUAUUAAAACGAUUGUUGUGAAAUGUGGGCAAAACAAGUUAUCACAAAUUCAAGAAAAUUUUAUUGGAAAUAUAUCUACGUUGGAAGUCUUGAAAAUCAAUCAUUGCGAUAUUAUUAGGAUUGAAAGUGGAGCCUUUGCAAACCUGCCUCAAUUGAAAACGAUAAUUAUUGAAAAUAAUCCUUUAUUGGAACAUAUACCUAAAGGACUCUUCAACCAAUUGAGCCUAAAACAAAUCUUUCUCAGAAACAAUCGAAUCAAUUCUAUAGAGGAUGAGGCGUUUGCAAAUUUGCCCAGCUUAACCAUUAUAAAUUUAUCAAACAACAAUAUUAGGCAUAUGAGCAAAAAUUGGUUCACAAACACCAGAAAUAUCAAAAAUGUUUUUAUUAGCAACAAUAAAAUUCAGCAAGUGCCUCAGGAGAUGUUCAGCGGCUGGAGAUAUGCAAAUUUUUUCGAUUUUAGUUCAAACUCAAUAUCCAUAAUCAACGAGGACGCUUUUAAGGACGUUGCCUCAACAAUCCACUAUUUUUCAUUAGCUUCCAAUAAUCUCAAACAAAUAAACACAACAACCUUCCCAAAAAACUUCAUUAUCGACUUGGACUUGAGCUCAAACCUAUUCAAUUACCUUCCGCAUGCCUUCUUACAAAACAUCAAUGUACGACAAUUAACAUUAACAGCCAAUCCGUUUAAAUGUAACUGUUUAGCCGAUAUCAAUGGAGCACUGGCGAGUAAAGGGGUCAAGCUUUAUUGUGGAUUUUGUAAUAAAAAUAAGGCACAUUGCAAAGAAACUUCGAUACCAGUUUGCGCCCAUCCGAGUCAAAUGGAAGACAAUUGCGUUGAAAGCGUUGAUGAUGAGGCAACAGAAAAACUACUGGGAUUCGCCAAGGAAUUGGGCUAUGAGGAUUUCAAGGGGCUGGUUGCGGAAUGUAAAAAGAAUAUUUAGUUGAAUAAUAAAGUGAAUCAUUGUUGGAUGGAAUAGUGUUUUUAUUUUUGACUAAUUUUAAACAGGUUAACUUGGAGUGUUCCAUUUGCUAUAGAAUGUAAUUUAAUUAAAUGAGACAUCU
This is a messenger RNA of Ceutorhynchus assimilis (cabbage seed weevil), 1939 nucleotides long. The record is from the annotation of a GenBank genome assembly. NCBI's taxonomy places the organism in Eukaryota, Metazoa, Arthropoda, Insecta, Coleoptera, Curculionidae.